Molecule: messenger RNA, 1018 nt
Organism: Dendronephthya gigantea
Lineage: Eukaryota; Metazoa; Cnidaria; Anthozoa; Malacalcyonacea; Nephtheidae
Product: UPF0687 protein C20orf27 homolog
Exons: 3
Coding region: 76-561 (161 amino acids)
Source: RefSeq, a predicted model, not a curated record
UGAAAACUUCGUUGUUUAUGUGUUUAUAGUUUGUAAAGUUCUUAAAAAAUCGAAAUUAUUAGAAAAAGCGUUGUAAUGGCAAGUUGUUGUGACAGCGAGAAACAUGAUGAAGUAGAUGGCCACGUCCACUUUGCGGAGAAUGUGGAGCCACAUAACCUCAUACAAGUUAAGCAAGAUGGUGAUAGCAAAGUUCAAGUUCAUUUAGGAUUCCUACAAACCAACCAUAAAUACGAAAUGAAAUUUGAUAUACCUAACCUUUCUGGUGGAGAGGAUUUUACAGCAUGUGAAAAUGUCACAAAGGAUGUCAAGUUGGAUGUCACUAAUGUUCAACCUACGGAUACUUCAAAUACCAUUCUAAACACCACAAUCCAUCUGUCAAUCUUUAAAGAAGGUCUGAUGAAGAAUUGCUUUACUCUGCAAAACAAAGACAAAAAAGAAUUCGACGUCAUUAUUCACGCCCGUGUUUUAGGAAAAUAUAGUGGGACUCCUCUGGUCAAGGAUGGUAUUCAUUGUUUGGAGGUGAUAAAGGAGGAUGUUGAUUCCGCAAAUGAAUUCACAUAAAUAUACACAGAAAUAAUACAGAAAUUCAAUUGUAAAUAAAGACAAUUUAAAUGACACUUUUUGACAUCUUCCACCAAUUCUACUCACAAGUUUAAUGACAUAUAAAAUCCACAAGUGUCAAAUUUCAUUGUAAGCACAAACCAUUCCAAGUUGAUGGGGCCAUAAUAUACUUGAGUGGAUUUGAGCAUCCAAUAAAAAUAUACGUAAUUAAUGUACACCAAUCACUAAUGAUGAAUUUGGUUCAAUUUUUGCCAUAAAUUACCGACAAUAUCUAACGAACAUUUCUAUUAUGCAAAGAAUUUACCAACUUUAUACAUUUAGUCUUGAAAUAAAAUGAAAUAGAAUUUAAUAGAUCAGACUCCAUUGUGGUCCUAUUUCACUGUCAAUUUAGUGCUACCAGUAUUUAUGGUCACCAAAAGCAUAUAAUAAAUGAAACCAUUGCUCUUAAGUAGACAUC